Xyrichtys novacula (pearly razorfish) is the source of this 25015-nucleotide messenger RNA. The record is from the annotation of a GenBank genome assembly. NCBI's taxonomy places the organism in Eukaryota, Metazoa, Chordata, Actinopteri, Labriformes, Labridae.
UCAGGUUUGGUUUAAUUCAGCCAUUUGAUGCUAAAAAAGGGGAGGUGUGGUGUCAUGAUUGACGGCUGCGUUGACCAAUUAGGCGCCUGCAGCAUUGUGCGAACUGGAUUAUCAUAGUAGCAGAGGAACAGUCACAAGAAGAGUCAUUAAACUUCUUUUUCUUCAACAAAAGUAAUAGGUAUAGGCGUUUAUGUAAGACUUUGAUUAAAAGCACUCAACUCAUCCUCUUAAUGGUCUUUAUUCUAGCGCUCCUCUGAGACAAAGACUCAUCUGGUUUCUCCAUGGAGUCAGAUAAUUCUAUAGUUCCUCUCUGAUGAACAAGUAUGAAAGCUUUACAUCACGGGGAGUCUCCAUUCUCACCUGCUCUUAAUGGAUUCACUCUGUUGGAAAUGAGAUAUCUGGAAGCGGCUCUCUGCUCCCCGGAGACUAAUGCUUUCAGAGUCUGCGGUUCGACUGGACCGCUAUUGGACAGCAAGGAGGAAUGGGCUCUUGGGGAGAUUUAUUGAUGUAGACGUUUUCCUAGCCCAUUACCAAGACGCCCUGGUGCCCAAACAAACCUGUGGGGUGGAUUCUGCUCCAGACUGUAGACGUGAUCUUAAUGAAAAGAGAUGAUAUUUUUUUCAAGAUGGCUGUCUAUAAAUCUGGCUCUGUGUAGCCGCGGGCCUGAAGGAGCUGAAUGAAUACACUAAUGUUUUUCCUCAGGCUGGUUUUCAGCGGCUGAGACGCAUAAAUGAAAUGAAGGAUUAUAAAAGCAGCAGCCUGUCAGGUUUGGAUGUCACCUGUGCUGCAGUACAGCGUGGUUUAACAUCAAUUCAAAUAUACACAACAGCCAUUCUCCCCUGACAGGACGCUCAGAGUGACAGAAAUAAAGACGCGCUGUUAUAUUCAAGGUCUGAACACAGUAUGAAUGAGGAAAAUCUAGCAAACUGACGCAACUUUGUACCUUUUGGCAGAAAGUCCACAAAAUGACUGGAUUUAGCAAAAAAAAAAAAAUCAUUCAAAUCUGAUUCACAUGUGAUAACAAAGAGGACACAAUCAGCUAAACCACUAAAAUUCACACAAAUCAUUUUUUAUGCACAAAUUGUUGGUUUGGAAUUUGUUGCUUAUGGAAACAUACUGUUAUCCUACAAGACAAGUCAUUAUCUUGUGGGAACAGAUUGUCUUUGGCAUAUCAACUGUAAUUUGUGAUACAUCAAUCAUCUUGCACACAAGUUAUUUGUUUGUUGGGACAUGUUAUGAAUUUGUUUGUGCAAGAUAACUUUCUUGUGGGAAAAUACUUUACUUUAAUCUGAUGUGCAUCGGUUGUUGUCUUGUGGAACAACAUAAUUAUCUAGUGGGAACAAGUUAUCUUUCUGUGGGUAAUGAUUUCUAUGCACAUGAUAAUAACUUGUUGGCACCUGCGACUACAAGACAAGAAAAUGAAUAAUUUGAUAACUCAUGCCCAUGAGAUAGUUAGGCUACCUGUAGGUCAGUUAUUUUGAAAUGUCUCAUGAGGAUAAUCUUUUAUCUUGUGCACCCAAGAUAUUCAUGUUACCUGAAGACUGUCCACACAAGUUUUUUUCUUCUUCUGUGCAGUUGAAUAUGUAUAUUUGUUCACAUAAGGCUAAAACAUGUUACUAUUGGAACUUCUUGGGCUUUGUUGAAUUCACUGGGCUAGGUCCAAACCAUAGACUAUAGAAUAGUAUAUACAGUGAUGGUCCAAACUAUAAAAGAUUUGUUGCUUCAAAAUUAGCAUCCUACAAAAAUAAAAACACAUCUACAUCAUUUUGGACUGAGGGUUGAGUUAAGUCACAUCUGCAUUUUAACCUUACUUAAAUCACAAAUCAAUAAUUAAAUCAAUAAAAAAGGACCUUAGUAAACUUCUGUACUCUUUGGCUAUUUCCGGUAUUACUUGACCAAACGUAAUUCUAGUCAACGGCCGCGGGAAACACACGAACGCAGAAUGGAACUACACUCGUAGGUUUACAGACGAGUGUUUAAAUGUUAUCAUCUCUCUGAAAGUGAAACGCCAUGGUUAUUUGUUUUAGAUGAAAACUAGCUGAUUGCUGGACCAUCUGAGACAACGCUAAUUUCAACAGGUGUGCCUGAUUUAGAAACGAGCUUCAGUGAGAGAGCGUCACUUCAACCUCCAGCUCGCCGCGGUAAGUAACGUGAAUAUAUUACCUGAAAAACAAAACAGGGGCUGUGUAGCUUGAUACAUUUUUAGUUUAUGAGUAGACACAACGCAUUUCUUCAUCUCGGCUUACAUUAAUGCAAUGUAAACAUUUAAUUUAUUAAGUGAACUCUACUAUAAGACCCACGAACUUUACUUCUGAUGUGUCCUUAAUUAGCAUAUUUUUGAACGGAGUUUGGGCGGCAACGCCACUCUCUUGGAUUUUCACAAUUACAGCGUGUCUGGUCGAAAUUGAAGGACAAUGGAGGGUACAAUUGUGCAUCAGUACAAUUGUAUUGAGUAAUCCUAAAUUUAUUGCAUUUCUGCCGUGGCUUCUUCUAAAAAAGUAAGCUAACGUCUGAAGUGGUCUCAACAUGUCGCCGGACGCACUACGUCCUUACGUCACUUCAGCUACAAAUGUUAAGUGUCAUGAACAAUGUAAAAGUAAGCUUAUAACAAGGCGGAACAAUUAUUUGCAGUAUUUAUGUAGCAUUUUCAAUGUACAUUACUUUUAAAAUGUUAGUUAUAAUUUGCAGCAAAUUGUUUACCCAAUCCUGAAAAUCAACUAGUCAAAACAGAUCACAAUAAAUGAAGCUCAACUAAGAGUUGGCAUUACAACUACUCUUCAGUAUCUGUAUCUAAACUAUUGAAUUAUUAUUAAACACACAGUAGAUAGUAUUGGCUGAUCUCAAGAAAAGUUUUUUUUGUAUUGGUAACAAAAGCCCCCUAUCUGUAAAAAGUAAUAUUGUGGCUUACUAUCUUAAACAGGACAUAUCUGAAAAAAUAUGUUUCUUUGUAAGAUUUAGUCAAAAGCUUUCAGACCUAAGUUUUACCUGUGACAGAUAAUACAGCCCAAGUGCCUUAAAAGUUGUGAAACUGUUUGGAACGUAAAUAGUUUUAAUGCGCUGAAAAAUCCUAAAAUCACAAUGUGCUUGAGUUUGGUACCAACUGGCACCACCCACUCAAAAAUAUGCAAGACCAGUGCAACCAGACAAGGAUUAAAAAUUGUAUGUUAUCUGUUUUUAAUUGUUUGUUUGUAAUUCCUGUUUUGCAGCUGUGUUUGCAGACAUGAGGAGCUCCAUUACACAAAGUCAAGCCACAACGCUCCUGCACAACAAGUUUGUGGUGGUUCUCGGUGACUCAGGUGAAACAUAAGAAGAAAAGCUGAUUUGUGAUCUUAUCCUCAGGCAUUCAAGACCCACUAAUCAUGAGUAUAGCCCCGGUCUCCCUGAUUGUUUUGAACUCUAGAAUAAAAUUUUCUCUGAAAUAUUUUUGCAGAAAUUUUACUGACAUCUCAGCAGCUUUUUUCAAACCUAUAAUUGUCCACUCUCUUCCUCCUCAUCCUUUCAUUUUCCUCCAUUUCUGAUUGUUUUUAAGAUUUGUCUUCUUUUUUUCAGUGCAGCGCGGCAUUUACAAAGACCUGGUCCUGCUGCUUCAGACAGAUCAGUUCCUGUCAUGGCCCCAGCUGAAGUCCAAGGUGAGUCUUUGCACAAGUUUGAGACACUCAAAUGGCUAAAUCACAGUCUUCAUCUCUUUUUUUUUUUAACCCAAAUGGAAAUCAGGGUGCUAUUGCAGACCUUGAUAGAAAAAAGCGCACACCUGACAACAGUUGAAAAUUUGACUGCACAUGGUAAGAGCAGAGUCCCUGCAAACUCUGCCACACCUGUUCUGAGCUACUGAAAUUGUCUGGAUGUAAAAAGAAGCUGAAGCCCAAAGUUCAAUGUCUCUGUCGGUGUCCCAGGGCGAAUUCUCCUUUGAGAAUGACUACCUUGUGGAGGGGGGUCAACUGGAUCGCAUGAAUAAUGGCACAGAGUACAAAGAGGUUCGUCAGUACCAAGCAGACCACCACCUGGUGCGUUUCUACUUCCUGACCCGGAUCUUCUCGAGGUACAUGAAGAGCAUCCUGGAGGACCUCAAAGGAGGACUCAAACCUGACGUCAUCAUCAUCAGCUCAUGUGUGUGGGACAUCAGCAGGUAACACAGCUCCAUACGAUUUCUGCCUCUGAACACUGAAGAUAGAGAGGGAGGGAUUGCAGGGAGAUGACAAUAGACUGACUGAAGUGAUAACAGCGGCCUGAAUGAGGAGGAAGAUGUGAGAUUCACUCAGUGUGAUUAAAAACACGAGGUCAUGCUCCUGUCUUAAAGGGGAUGACAGAAAAAUGACCCAUCAAUGGAUUUGAAAUUUGAUUCUCAGAAGCAGCAGGUUUGGUAGAUGUCUAACUUGAGUCUAUUUAAAGCCUUAAAAAUAAUCAUAAGAAAAUAAAAUUGGUCCUAAAAUGGACAAAGUCAAUGCAGAGGCUAAAAGCAGUGAAAAGUUGUCAUGCAUUCAUUUCUUUGUUAACAGAGAUGCAGCGCCAUUUUGCACAAGCUGGAGAUUUUGCAAAAACAACUGAUCCAACAAAAAUCCAGAGAAUCACAGAAACUUUACUGUGGGGUGUUGACUCUUUUGAAGUCAUUUGAACAGAUUUAACCUUUGCGAAAGGGCUGGGCUUCUAAAAACUGAUUUUAACAACAGAGCAGAUCUGUUUGUCCAAUUUGACAAACCCUCAAAACUAACACCAACUUUUUUACAGACUGACAUUUGUGACAAACUUAAGGGCUUACAGUUGCAGGACAACAGCCACAAUCUUAAUUUUUUAGAAAUUUCUGUCCAGCUGGCUGAUCAACUUCAUUAAACAAUCAUGCCUUUGAAAUGUACGUAAAGGUGUCCUUCAGGGUUCCAUACCAGUACCUGUUUUAUUUUUAUUAUCGGUUUAUGUAAAAAUGUUCUUGGUGCAAAGCUUUAUUUUCAGAGUAGACUAUAGAUUAUAAACUAUAGUGCACAGGUACAGGAUAGAACAGGUUAAUUGUAAUUUUGCGCGGUGCUUCUAGACUCGGCUUUGAUGAAGUUCAUAAAAGACGUACAACAUUUUAAAAAGAGGAGACAAAAUUCAUAAAACUGCAUUUACAGAGUGCAGGAAAAACCAAAACUAUCUUUUUUUCUUUCUUGCAAAAAGAAACCAGAGAAAAUCCAAAGAAUUGAUAAUAAGCGCCUUUUUUCCACCUUUUGUAAAGUGAAUAUCAUCGCCCCAGGCUGCUCACAGGUUGUUAAAAUUGAUUAUUUGGUUCUAGUAUUACUUGUCAGAAUUAAUAUGAUGCCUUUUUCAGGUCACAGAGAGAGCAGUAACAUUUGAGGUGAUUAAAUUCAUUAGAUGAUUGAAAUUUUAUAUAAACACACAUACUGCACUUAAUCUGGUAUGAAUUCCUGCACAUUUUAUAUUGUAAUAGAAAUCAAAGAAACAGAAAAGAUGCGUAUUAUCAUUGUGGCUGUGACAUUAUUAUUUACCAAAAUAGUGCCACCUUGAGUGCGUGCUCAUAUUCCCAGCUUGUAACUUAAAUGCGUCUCAAACCAGCUGCGGAGUCUCAGGUGCGUGAUGUUUGAACUAAUUCAUCUUUAUAGAAUAGGAGGACCAUGUCCUGUCCUGCGUUGUUUUCACCGUCCAUAAAAGAGGUAGUUUUAAAUUUACUGAAUAGUUUAAUGGAGCUGGUGUCACUCUCUUAACAGCUAAAGUCUCUUCAGAGGGCUCUUGAUAGAUUAUUCAUUAUCUGUCUUCUGUUUUUCCUGACAAGCUCUUAUAAAACACCAUGAGCUGUCACAGUCAAACCGCCUCAGCCUCAACACACACACUUGGCUCUGCAGCAUGAAAAUGAUCACCUGCACAGGGUCUGCAUGAAAAUGACAGCCAUCUCCUGAGGGGACCGUUUCUAAAGUUAUCCCUUUGAAAGAUAUAUUUUUUACCUGCCCUGUCUGUUACUUCACUUCCUGGACCUCCGCUCGUUUGUUUGGUUCAAGUUUCAUUAAAGCUGAGUUGUGCUCAGGCUCAGAUAAAGUGAGCGGGACAAGAGUGUGUGAUUAAUUAUGUAGAGAAAACAUGAAGCAGCUGCCACCAGAGGGAGAAUCAGAGAGAUACUCCAUCCUGUUGUUCUUGUUUUCUGAUUGCUCCCAAACAUUUCCACUCCUUCCUCAGAGGGGGGAAAUUUCAGUAAAUGUCAGGAAUUAGAGCAGAAGUGUAAUGAUGGACUGUAGCUGAACGGUGCAGAGCUCUUUCAGUGGAUUCACCGCCUACAGUUUUAUACUUAAUCCUUCAUUGAGUUCAUGUGGGAGUUGGUGACAGCGGCAGUUUGUUUGCAUUUAUGUCAACACUCAAGUUUUAAUCCCAACUAAAGAAAGUCUGAUACGUUUGAUUGAGAAGAAGAGUAAAUGCUCCCAUUUCCUCGAAAGGAAAAUUUUGAAAAAAGUGAAGCAAAAGACCUUGAAACCUGAAUAGUGCUCUUCUUUAUGACUGCUAUUUUAGUUUCAGGCAGGACCAACAAACAUCUAAUGGCCUAAAGUGCAGCUCUUACUCUUUGCACUUAAGCACAAGCUAAACAAUACAGAAUCCAAAUGUUGGUACCUUUAAGACGUCUCCCCCAUUUUCCUGAGAAAUACAACAUUAUUGUGUCUAAUUAAGAACCUUGUUUUAGGGUGUCAGGGGAGCUGUCCGUCAGUCUACGUCCGUCAGUCUACAUCCACAGUCGUUUUAAUGAGAACAGGAAAAUGAUAGCAGAUCAAAUCUAACCGUUAACAGUGUGUGAUAUACAGUAUAAUAAUAAUACAUUUUAUUUUAAAAGCGCCUUUCUGGACACUCAAGGACACUGUACAAUAUAAAAUAAUGGAGGAUAUUAAUGUCUCAUUAUCUCAUACUAUGACAUCUGUUGCACGACCUGAUGUAUUUUAUUUUGUGAACUAAUUCAGAAACAUGUUUCUGGCAGACAUAACCACAUAGAGCAGAUCAUAAGGAGCUUGAAAUGAAAGAUGUUACUGAGCUGUUAUAUUUUAUAGAAUGCAAAAAAAUAUGUGUGUAUAUAUACUGUAUAUAUCAGCAUUCUGUAUAAGCCAUCAUUUUACCUGCGUUGUAAAUCUUGGCAUCGUAUUGGCUGUUGAAAAACCCAAAUCAGUCUUGAAAUGAUUACUGAGAACCAGUACUUUUUGAUACAGGUAACAAAGAUACUGUUAGGCUCAGGGACAAACUAUCCUUUUGGUAUUUUAUGAUUGCUGCUGCCUUACUCAUCUCAUCAUGCUUUGAUUACUGUAACAGGCUUUGUACCUGUGUGAACAAAAAACAUGUUGAUUGACUCCACACAGUCCAUAUCUCAGCCGCUAGGGUUUUAACUGAAACCUGAAAACAUGAUCAGAUCACUCCUGUUUUAGCGUUUUCACCCUGGCUUCCUGUAUGUUUUUAGAAAUUAUUUUAAGACUUUACUGACUACUUGAAAAGCCCUCUGUGGCCUGUCUCCCAGUUACAUAUCAGACCUGCUAGUACCGUAUGAGCCCACUCGUACAUUGAGAUAAAACCAAACUGAAAACUGUGGGGGAUGGAGCUCUGAAAACUGGAACAAUCAGCGUGAGGAGAGCAGGUCAGCUGAGUCAGUGAUCUCUUUUUAAAUCCCUUCUUAAAACACACUCUUAUUGUAGAGCUUUUCCUGAUUUAACUAUUUUUAACUGUUUUAAAUUUAUUUUUGGAUCUUUCCUUGAUUUUUUUUUUGUCUUCUUUGUUUUAUUUGCUGCCCUUGUAAAGCAGUAGCUACACUUUAAGUCCAUUUGGGCACCUGGAAAACAUCCAGUACUUUUACAUGUUACUAAAAAAAUGGAUUUAUUAUGUUUUUAAAACUGAUAUUUAACAUAUGUGUAAAAAUAUUAGUCCAACUGAAAUCACACUUGAUCAAGUUUGUGGUAUUUGGAUUAACACACAUAAAUUAUGCAAAUGGGGAUCGAUUUUCUCAUCCAUGUAUACGCCUCAGUCGGACUGGAACUGGCCUAAGCCUUCUGAGCGUGUGCUGGGAUUUGCAUGGCAGGCUUUGACCUGGAGGUUGAACAGCAUAGAUGUGUAGGAAGCUGAGCAGUAAAUAAAACCUACACAGAAGAAGAAAAGAUAAAGAUGUUUUACGUAUGUCAAGUACAGUGAUGCAUCUAUUAAGACAAGUCAGGUUUAACAGUUUUUUAUUCCUUUGCUAUUCCUUGGUGUCAGGUACGGAUCAGGGAGCCUUAAUCAGUACAAGGAGAACCUCCACGUGUUCUUCAGGGAGAUCCGAGACAUCGUUCCUCGAGACUGUCUCAUCGUGUGGAACCUGGCCAUGCCUCUUGGCAGCAGGAUAAAGGGUGGAUUCUUGGUGCCUGAGGUGAGUAUCUCUCAGCAUCCAACCAAACACUUCAACACCUGGUCUCACUCAGAGGCAGUCCCAUCCACAGAAGAGAGAAAGGCAUGAAUAUAAAAUAGCUGCAGGGAUGAGGAAUAAGAAAUGUUCUCAUGAAAUGAUUCUGCCUUUAUGCUUCUUUUCUCAGUCUUUGUUUAAAAAAACAAAACAAAACCUGGAUUAUCUGUCUCUGAAUCCCACAGGUGAGUCACCUGGCCCCCUCCCUCCGCAAUGAUGUCAUUGAAGCGAACUUCUACAGCUGUGUAACUGCAGAGGCCUACAAUAUGGACAUCCUCGACCUGCACUAUCACUUCCGGCGCAGCCUGCAGCACCGCAUGCCAGACGGCAUCCACUGGGACUCGCUGGCCCAUCGACGCAUCAGCGCCCUGCUGUUGCAGCACAUCGCUAAUGCCUGGGGGGUCACCCUGCAAGACGUCCCCUCCAUUCAACGACAAGUUAAAGGUAAGAGCACAAGCACAGACUCACCCAUUUUUGUUUGAAAUGUUUUUUUGUUUUCUGUUUUUCAACAUGCUGCAUCUUGCUGUUUCCAUCUAUUUUUAGAGAAGCUCAGAAAACAAAUGUGAUUCUCUCCUCCAAACUUUGCUGCAAACUGCAUCACUAAUGGUGUAACGUAACAUAGGCCCUGGCUGCAGUCCCACUUUUGUUGAGUGCAAAAUUUCCACUGAGGUUUGAUCCUGAAAGAUUUCUAAACCGAAAAGUGGAACAAAAAAGGCGCUGAUUGAAUCCCCAAAUCUCAGAAGUUUAAACCUGUUCCAAGUUUAUCCCCAAGCCUUUGAGUGCUACAAGUUAUAAUUUAUUGACUCUGUGAUUUGUUGUGCUUUACAGCUGAGAAAAACUGUAGUGGCUCCAAAAAGCUCAAUUCUACUUUAUACAACCAUCUAUGACACACAGUAAAUGUUUCUUUUCUGUAUUAUGACCUUUGGUGGGGUUUUCAGAGUUUUUAAAGCUGUGACCUGUUUUUAAUAUCUUGGUGAGGCAGGAAUCCACACAGAUGUGUGCUUUUGUUCAGGCUGAUCAAAAAAGACUUAUCCACUUUCACUGACCCUCUGCGCACUUCAUAAAUGUUUGCUCAAGCAAUACUAGAAGAUGAUGACAUAGAGGGGAUUGUGGUAAAAGGCAGGGAACAUAAGAUAGCUGUAUGCGCGCAUGAUGUCUUGUUGUUUGUACGCAACCCUGAUGUUUGUCUUCCUAUCCUGUUGGAUCACCUCACCAAACUUGGCAAAUAUUCAGGGUCUAAACUUAAUAUCCAAAACACAGAGACAUUAGCAUUUGAUUACUAGGGGUGGGCCAAUGCAUCGAUUCUCUUGAUGAUUGAUUACGAUUAACAAAUGUUCAAAAAUUGAUUAUUUCCCAUGAUAGCAAAAUUACAGAAACACCAGGAAUUUGUCCAGAACAAAAAAAAGCCACCCUGACAACUUUAAGGGGCGAAGUUAUUAGAGUGUUAGCUAAAUGGCUGGCUACUGUCACUGAGCAUCAGGAUCACAUUUUGGGUUUGAAAUCCAGCGUGUGGAGGCAUUUCUUGUGGAGAAUUUAAUCCAUUCUGUUCUUUAUCUUGACUGUGUUUUAAAGGGCAAUGAUAUAAAAAAUUCAGUAAAAACUGUAGGUAUAUAUAUAUAUAUAUAUAUAUAUAUAUAUAUAUAUAUAUACAAAAAAGAUUUAUCCAAUAGAAGAUGAUGUAGAAGAGUUGCACGUCUGCAGCAGGAACAUGAACUGUCAUCUGUCUGCAAAAAGAUUUGUUUGACCCGGAAACGACUGAUACAAGCAAACCAGCUGGCUGAGCAAAAUUUCUAAAGUCAGGUCAGAAUUGGUGUUCACCCAGCCAAACUCACAAAACAGAGACUCUUAUACUCACAGAAUGAAAAAUACGGCCCUGGUUUAUGGAGUCUGGAGGGUUUCAAAAAAGAGAGCCCUUCUGGUUUAUACAAAUAUUGACUCAGACAAAAAGGUCUGUCUCUGUAGAGAUCCUUUCUUUAAUGUUUUCAGACACUUAUUGUAACAACCCUGAGCCUUUCAGGGAUAAACACAGGCGUUUUAAGUGGACAGACCUGGUGCUAUUUUCAAUGUUGGAGCUUUUACAUCCUGGUUUACUGCCAGUGAAGUAAUCUCCUGAGAAAUCAGAACUUUCUGAACCUUUUAACCCCAAAUAUGUAACACAGAAAGCUAAGGUUUAAAAUUCAGCGAUUCUCAUGAUGUCAUUCUGGACUUCAGUCGAGUGAUUUCAUGGUUUGAGGAGCUUUUACAUCCAUCAAAUUCUCAAUGUUUUGAUUUCCUGAAAACCAUUUUGCCACAUUUGUUUUUUGUUCUUCAGAGACUCAUUAGGUUUCUGUAACAUGACAAAAUGUGUCAGGGUGUCCUCUAUCUUUGAAGAAUCACACCUCACCAAAUGAAAAAUUUCAGGCUCUUGCUGACAUGCAGUGAUAUGAAAAAAAAAAACACUAAACAUUAAGUCAAUGUGUAAUAUAGUUGAAAUCCAGCAGCACUGCAUUUCCCGCACAGCAUGUUUUAGUUUCUGUAAACCUGCACAUUAUUUUUUGUUGCGUUGUGCAGAACACUAUAAAAAAUACUCUUUACUUCAACUCCAUGCAGCAGUCAGUUGUAUUUUUUGAACAUUUUUCAGUAAUUUUUAAACAAACUUUUGCAGCAGAAAUUUUGUGCAUUUUGAGAAGUUAAUAAUAUCUGUAUGUUUAGUUUCCCAGAGUCAAAGAGGCUUAAAACGCACCAAUAAGAGCCCUGAGAGACCUCGUUCAAGACCCUCAAGACAACCACAGAACUCAGGUUGGUAAAUGUCACGCACAUGUGUCUCAAACUGGCUAAAAAAAAAACUGGAAGUUGAAUGUAAUUAAAAAAGCAGCAAGUAGUUAUUAUGAAGACUCUAUUUUUAUGUUGAUAUUUAUGUCCAUUUUGUAUUAUUAUGCUUUCUUUAUCUCAGAGCCCGUCCACAGAGUUCAGCCGUUUCCCCCACACCCCCCGCUCAUUCAAGGUAAUAAACCUGCUCAGGUGUCAUGUUUGGUCACUCUUUGAACCCCUAACCCUAAUUUAGAGACUUUGUAGAAUAAGCACCCCAAAAUAGAGGCACAGAUCACCUGGCAAACCCCGAUUGCAUGCGCCCCACAUACACAGGCAGACAGGGUUUGCAUACAUUUAAUUAGGAUAAUGCAAACUGCAGCCACUGUGGUUUUGCACACGUCACAUUGUGUCCUCUUCAGCGUAUGAAUGAAUACUAGAAUACACCCUUCUCAUCUUUAUUUUUCCUUCCUCGUGGUUGAUGCUUAAGUUGAUAAAGGAUGAAUGAGUACUUUUUCUUUUCUGUUUAUUCUUUACCUCCAUUCAUUCAUUCAGCUUUUCUCUUCAUCAAAUCUCCAAGGCCAAAUAAUCGUGGCCUCCUUCUUCUUUUGAGUGACUUCAGCUUUCAAGCAAUCUUCAUUUUCUGUUUUCUUUUCAGUUUCCUCUUCAUCAGUUAUGUUGCUGAAAGCCGUCAGCUACUGAAAAGCCCGCCUGUCUGUUGGUCUUAAUGCUGCUGAAAUGUUUAGUCCGUAUUUUAAACCUUCACUUCUGUGCAGAUUUAUAAAUUUCUUAUCCUGACCACUCAAGCAUUUUUCAAACAUUAGGGAGGAAAACACACUUAGUGAUUUUUUUUUUACUUGAUGUCCUUUUAUAUGUAAAAAGAAACCACAUUUAUAACCAUUGCACAUGUCAGUACUAAUGUGUGGCGUCAUCUAAGACACAUUUUCUUAAAGAGAGAGCGAGAGGAGGUUUAAUAUUUGUCAAAGCAAAGAGACCAAGUGCUCUGCUUGUUGGUUUAGUUGAAUGUUAAAUUAGCAGAAGUGCUCUCCAGCCUCUGUUAGGAAAUGUUACUCACAGAAUAAAAGGAAGUGUUUGUAUGAAAAGGUCAGGGGAACCAGCCUUUUUAAGCCGUGAACAAUGUUUUUCCUCUACUCUUGAGACAUUUGUUGUUAAUCUAAUUAUUCCAACAUAAUUUUGUUAUUUAUUUCAGUUCAGAAAGAGCUUCAUGAGGGAUUGCUGGAGUAUGAAAAGCUUCAUUUGUUUCCUGUUAGUGUGUGUGCUUUUGUUUGUUCCUGUCAUGUUUGCAGCUGUGUAUCAGGCUCUGAAUGAUGAUAAUAAUAAUAAUAAUAAUAGAAAUGAUGUUUUAAUAGCUUUUCUGCUGGGCACCUGUAUGAAGCUCUGAACCGGUUUCCUCUUAGUGGAAUAACUGAAUGCAGAAUGACUCAGUGGCCUUGAUGAAGACUUCUCCACCUUUCUUCAUUAUUCUCCGUAAAACUUUAAACGCUCUCUGUCUCCACUAAGUUGCAUCUGCAGACUCUGCAGUUUUAAAGCAUGCAGCAGGUCUAAGUGAUGUGCUGAGGUGUUCAGAUUCGUGCCAUUGUGCAAAGUAAGCACAAUGAAAGUUAAGUUUCAUCAUAAACACCAGCACAUAGAAAUGAGUAUCUUUUCAGCUGCAGCAUCUGUCUGAACUGCCACAAACUGACAGUUCUUUAUAAUUCUCUCUACAUUAUGUCUCUGAAUGAAAUCAGGUUUAUCUUUAACUUUCAGGGAAAGUCAGAGUCUUUGCAGCUCUUCGGAUGGGAAAAAAAGACACUUGAAACUCUGUGUGACAGUGCCAAAUACAAACUCAUUUAAUGCAAACGCACAAUAAAGGCACUUAAAAUAUAAUCUCAAAUAUCAAAAAGCAGGUUUGGGAUUACAAAGACAUUUGCAGAUUUACACAAAAAAAAAAAAGAAAAAGAAAAAACCUUUGGAUUUGCUGUGAGGAACUGUUGGUUUAUUUUGGUUCUGGCGCCCCCUGUGGACAAAGUGAUGCUUCUUUUCUCUUGUCCUGUGCAUGUGAAAAAAAUCUCAGACAAUAAAAGCCAUCCUCAUAUCUUUAAACAGUGAAAUGUAGAAAAAAAUUGAUGUUUUUUGAAGGUGCUGUCAAUCAUCUAGUCUGAACCUCUGAUGGUCUGUUUGCUUUUGAAGGUCAUUAAGAGGCAUCAGCUUCAGUUAAGUCUGUUUUUAAACCAGUUAAAACUUCUCUCAGUGAAUUUUAAACUUUUUUACAUUUCUUUGUCAGAAACCAAAGACAGCUGUUCAAUAACCUUUUCCUUCAGCAAACAUCAGAAGCAAUGUUGUGUAAAUGAACAUAAAUGAAAGGAUGAAUGGAUAAUGUAAUUAUCAAUAUCAAAGUUAUUGUUUUUCAAAUGGAAAGAUAAAGAUGCAGUAUGAAAGCCAUGUAGAUAUGUAUUUUAAGAUUUCAAAACUAGCUAUGUUAGAAAAAUGAAGACAAAAUCUAACCGCAAAAUAGUCAAAAGUUAAGUUAUAACAUCGGAAUAAAGUUAUGACAAAAAAGCUGUUAUAACGGAAAAGUCGUGUUAAAGUCAUUUAAUUUAUAAAUCAAGUUACAAGAAAAUCCAUUCUUAAUAUUUAGAGUAUGAAGUCAUCAUGUUAUGAGAAUAAAGUCACAGUUUUUAGAGAAUAAAAAGGUCCUUUGAUAAGAGACUCACCCUGUUAUGAGAAUAAAUAAGUUGUCAUAUAAGAGUAAAGUCCUCUUGCUCUGAGAAUAAGUUUUGAUAAACUGGUAGUUUUGGUUCACGGUGAGCAGCCAGCUGUCUGGACCAGAAUGAGGACUGUGAGCAUGUGGUUGAAGUGUCCCUAAUGUUUUGUCUCAUUGUUAAAAGGAUCAGGACUCUGAAUACUGUCUGGUAUCCUCCUUCAAAACAACAUUAUGAAACUAAUCAUAAACUGAAAUAGAUGUUAUUUUUAUGAUAUUAUAAAAUUGUUUCUAUAUUAUGAUUUUUUUUCUCUCAAACAAUGAUUUGUUCUAGUAAUAUUUUGUCUUUUAUGUCAGAAUUCUUUUUUUUCCUCUAGCAGCCAUAAAACUGACAUAUUCGACAAACAUUCCUUUAAAAUUUCUUCUUUUCUUCUUUCAUUUUGUUUUCCUGUUUUGUUUUAGCUUGUAAGGCUCUUCAUCAUUCAGUGACCUUCAUAUGAACAAAUGAUGAAAAACAAGGGAACAGGUUCACUUAUUUUAAGAGGAACUCAAUCUUUCUUUCUAAAACAAAAUAGUUUGUUUUUGUACAUAUUUCAGUUCUUAUCAGAGGCCUUCACCUAACCUGCAGUGACUGAGUUUGAGUUAUCUUUUAGCAGAGAUGCACCAAGUUUCUUUAAAUAACAUUCAUUAAACAUCUUCACUGUCAGACUUUGGACCUCUCAAGCUUUGCAGCCCUGACCAGUUUAGCAGAUCCAGUUAUACAAAAUAUGAGAUUUGUUUUCUGCCUCAGAGAUCAUUCUUAAAUCUGAGAUUGCAGCUUUUUUAGAUGCUUGCACAUUUAGCUCCCCAUCAGUUAUUUUCUUUUAAUUUUACUGAUAAAAAUGUUUGUAGUUUGUUGAUUUUUAAAUAGUUUUGUCAUGAAUUUCUACAUUUAUAAGCGUGCUGGGUGCAUUCUGCUCCGGAGUUGCUUCUGGAUUAUUCACAAGGUUUGAGUUGAUUUGCUUUGACAGAUGGGGAAAGAGUUUUAUAUGGUAGCCUGUGAAGACUAGUGUUUGUGUUUCAGUUGGGCAGCUCUGGUUUUAAUGGUCUGAAAUGUUGCAGCAGCAGCAGCAGUAUCCUGUUUGUGUUUGGCGUCUGGGCUCAUCAUUUCUCACAGAUUUAUUUCACAUGCAGAAAUUCCAGGAGUGAUCAGAUAAUAAUUGUGUCCAGUAUAAAAUCUGUGCAGCUCGAGUUGCCUGUUUGGACAAGCUUGCAGGUGUUGCUGUAUUUGUUUUGGCUUUUUGCAGCACAGUUUGAUGUUUGCAGUUCCAUCUCAUUGUGGUCUUUUGGAUUACUGCACGUCUGUCCUGGUGGAAAUCUUUUUUUGGCCUUUGCAGCAUGUUUGUCCUCGUCAGCCAGAAUAGUUUAUUGUCUUUGUCCCUUUCCUCGUCAGUAAUUAACUCAGCCCACUUCUUCGGCCUCUCUGGUCUUUGUUCUGUUGUGGGUUCCUGCCUGUUUCUGGCUGUGGUUGAUCUUUUUUCAGCUGUUUGUCUCUGUGAUCGUGAGCAGAACUUUUCCUCAACUUUUCUUCCUCGGAGGAUGUUUGUUAUUGUCUGUCCCUGUUACCGUCUGAGCAGAGUUUGGUGCUUCUGUGAGAGGAGUAACAAGGUCAGAGCCCAGACACAAAAUAUCAGAGCCGUUUGUCAGACAUUCACCUGGGGCUGGGCGGUAAACCGAAAUUUUACUGAUACCGAAAUUUGCUACAAUAACCGACAUCAUUUUGCAAGAGUUGAUUUUGGAUGUGUGUAGGUAGGCUAUGGUCUCAUGUCCCUUUAAGACGCUGUCCUAUGUCAGAGACGUGACUCCACCCUAUCCAGUCCGUAACAAAGAGGGAAAGACAGGUGAGGAGAUGGAGGACAGUUGUAGUGGCUAGUGCGGCGGCUGAAGUCGAUUAAGUUAAUGUGGGAGAGGGUGAGCAGCUUGUGGAGCAGUUAUCGUCCAUUUGUCGAGAUUAACUGCUCAAUACAUCGUGAUAUUGAUUUGAGGCCAUAUCACCCAGCCCUACAUUCACCAGUCUGGAUGAGAGAUAAUGAAAGACGAGCUAAACAGGUUCAAGUCAACCUUUUAAUUCUGGAUUUAUGGGGUUGAGUUAGGGGUGGGCAAUAUGGCAAAAUAUCUUUUUUCUUAAAGACAGAAUUACAAUCACAUUUCAUCUUUCUUUUAUGCUUAUGUUUAAGACUGUUUUGCAGAUACGACUUACUUGGCCAGUAAGUCGUAUCUCAGGCUCAUAUCAAUCGUCGUAUCAUUUGUCGUUGUAUCAGUUGAUACAAUCAGUCGUAUCAAUAAAUCACAUGAUAAAUGAAAAUGAACUUGAUAACUUUGCUGACCUCAGUGUAUUGGCAUGUGCAUGUGUGUUUGUUUUCCUCGUCUCUCGCCACCCGUGUGUAAGUGUAAAGCUGCAGCAGAUGUAAUGUGUCGAUACUUUGAUCUUUCUGGAUUUGCAGAUCAUGGAUAUAUUCAAAUCCUUCAUGAUCUGAUAUUGUCUAAUUGCACACUUGUAAAUCAAAUCUAUAGAUUAACUGCUUGGCUUGUUGACACCUGAUACUGUAUUUUGAUCUGUUCAGGACUGCUUCCUAAAUUGCCAUGUAACCCACUCAAGUAAAAAAAAAAUUUAAAGGAAAUGACUGCAUAGAAAAGCAUCUAACAUAGUUUAGCUUUUUAUUAUCCUGUUAACUCACACGGCAAUCAUCAUGAGUUAUCUUAAUAAUCUACUCACAGAGCAGGUCCAGACUGCAGUGCUGUAGGACUCCAGUCUGGGUCUCAUCCUUUAUAACCCUCACCCUAGUCUGCCUACACAGUCCAUGGACACAGUGAUUGAGAUAAAACCAGAGCUGGGGCCCAUCAGCACCGUCUCCCCUCAUCUUCAGCCUCUUUCUCUCAAAAACUGACAGUUUUCCAAUAAAAUUCAGCCUCCCAACACAACAUUUUGGUUUUUAGGGGACAGAUUUUUUGGCCAGUGGUCAAUGAAGCUUGAAUACAGCUACAUUUUCAUCAUCUCCAAACAUUUGUAGAAUAGAAAUCCAAUAUUUCUGAAACAGGGGGCUUUUCUAACAGGAAGCCUCAGACAGAAAACAGCGCUGACACUAAUAGAAAGUCCCACAGGCCCUGUUUCUCCUCUUCCCCUCUGCUGUUUUGGAGUUUUCACAGCAAUCAGACAUGUCGGCCCACUCGGCUGGGUCCAUUGAUUGCAUCAGAGCAGUAAUCAGCGCUCAUUCAGAGGAGAACCUUCACCCAUCAGCCGGUUCACAAUGGCUAAUAAAGAGCCCUCUGAGGGGUUUAAAGCCCCCUGCCCACCUUUAAUCUGCAGAAGAGAAUAAUCAGAGUCCUGUCAUCUUCUCCAAGCUGCUGUGUGAGGUUGGACUUUUAACAAGGACAUUUCUUAUAUCAGUUUCCUUACCCGUACACUCCCAUAAAACUUCACACACUGAAACUAAGUCCAUCAAAGUUCGAGUGCAGGAUGGAAGACCAAAGGGCCAGACUCACUUUAGUGUGGUUUGUCUGAGCUGGGAAUGACGCUACACAGAAACAAGAUGGCUACAUCUACGAAAGUUACUCUAGCGCUUGUUAUUGUAGGUAUUUUAAGUUAUUUCAGCACCCUCCUUUGUAGAUGUAGCCAUCUUGUUUCCGCCUUCGAUUUUGCUUUUUUCCAACUUGGUCACUGAAACGCUGGUAACUCGGGUGUGACGUCUUUUUUAACUCCGACAUCUGACUUCCGAGGUAACUUGAACACAGCAUAAUUCUGAGUUGCAAAUAAUAUUUCUCUGCAUUUCAGUAGAACUCUCGCACCCUUGAUACUCAGGCCCUAAUUACUGUUCAGUUGCAGCGUAGCCUUGUUUAGUGAGCGGGACAUGAGGUGAGACAAAGUAACGCAAGAAAACAGACCCAGAGAGAGAGACAAGCCAGAAGCAAUAGGGCCAAAUUAGCAAACAUUUCAAUUCAUUAAUUUUACCAACUAGAUGUCCCCAUAAUCGGCAGAGGCCGAUUAUUGGUUUGAUCCUAGUCUUGUUUUUCUUGUCAAACUGUACUUUUCUAUAUUUACGUGUAACAACUACCAAAUAACAUCUCUGCUUGUUAACAUCAGGAUAGUAGAGCAUUGUAGCAUCAUGGCGUUGGUAGAUAUUAGCUGGAGCUACAGUCUUGGUUGGUGACAUGUUACUGUGCAACAGAUAGAACACAACAUACAGCCAACAUCUCAGGCCUGAACGUACUGGUGGUACUGGUGCAGACUGGCUAAGGUACAGACAUCAAGUUUUUCUCUGACUAAACCGAAACAUCCAGGUCCAGAUCUGGGCUUUUGUUAUCGAAAUAAUAAUGAAGAGACAGAUUGAUAGCGUUUACAUCCAGCCCUGUCUUUGUCUUUUCUUUCACUGUCUGUGAAGUGAAACUCAAAAUACUUCCACAAGGAGCCAAACAGAUGUCCAAGGGUCCAGACCUUUCACUCUGGAUGGCUUUGAUUGCAGCACACAUCAUCACUAAUACCUUAAAAGUGUCAAGAGUGCUAUUUAGUGGUCAGGUUACAAUAAGAGCGCCCUCUGUCGGAUUGGCAAGCUACUACAGAUGACCCUAUUUGCUAAUAAACUUUAUAUUUUGGCUCAUUCCAGUUUGAAUACAAAGUUUUUCUCCAAAGUUUGUACAAAGAUUUGAAUUUUGGAUAAAACUGACAGCUCUAGCCUCUAUUUCACCGCGUGUCAAAGAAAUGAAUCAUGUUCAGGUUCAUGCUGAAGUGUUCCACCCUGACAAGUCCAUAAAUAACUGAAGUAAAUCCACAUCCACUGUGAGAAGAUUUUCUCCAGAAAUCCUGCAGGGCCGAAAAAGUCAGAGAGAUGAGAAGUUCACAGUGUUGUAGUUGUUUUCUAAUGAGUGAAUUUAUCAUUGAUGUGAAUAUAAACCACUUAAAGACUAAACAAGUUUUUAAAACAUGGACAAGAGAAGAUGAGAUGAUUAUGAAAUAGAGCAAAUGGAGAAAAACUGGUACAAAAAAAAGAUCAGAAUGAAAUGAAAAAUCUGGCUGCUGGUGACACGCUGUUCCUCAAGCAACUGCUUGUGUUGAGUCCAAAUCUUGAAAGACUUAGCAGAGGAUAAAACUCGACGCUGUUUUUAUUGUUUAACUUUCAGGGCAGCUGCACAAUAAAACAAACUGUAGAAAACCUGACAAAGAUGAUGUGUUUACAGCCAUGCUCACAAGGAGAAUAAAUGACAGGACAAACUCUCAGGAGCAUCAGUGACACUCACGGUUCAGACUCCGGGGUUGAAAACAUUAAGCGGUUUUAUCCCAGUUUCAAAGGUCUUUCCUCUGCAUCUGUUUUAAUGUGACAGUCAUUAGUGUAAUUGAUUUUGACACCAGAGGAGAGGCGUGACCUGCUGCUGAACAAAGACAGGCGAUAAUGUACAAUCAGCUAAUGUUUGUUCUUUUAACCUCACAUGAAAUCAUUAUUCCAAGUGACAAAGAGGGAGGACGUUAAGAUGCAGCUCAUAUUUCUGCAGAAAAGAAACUGCAUUUAACCUUAAACUGUGAUGUAGCUCAAGAAAAAGAAGCUGCUCUGAGUGUUUCAUUCUUGUUACCUUCAUUUUGCAGGAACAGAAAAGUUAAAAGUUAUUGAACAGACUUUGACUCCUCCACCAGUUUAGUCUCAAUGAAAGUAAAUCAAACUUUUUACUCACUGGAGUGUUAAUUUGUCAGAUUCUGGAUACACAACUUUCCCCCUAAUUGGAUUUGAAUUAUGUGUCCGCUCCUCUUUAAAUGUGUAUCACUCUCUUCUCCAUCCUCGCACAGGUUUUCCCCCCAUGUGCCCCCCUAUCCGUUGGCUGAUUCCACAACAUCAGAUCCACUUCCCACCAAUGUACAUAAGGUUCAGUACAGGUAAGAAGUUUUCUCUCUCUGAUAAAGACGCUGAAGCUCUGCGGUGCUCUUCUUUCAGCAGCUAAUAUUAUUUUACAGCCAUGACUUAGUUUGUAAAAGUUGCUGAAAACUAAACACAAAUCUUAACCAACAUCAGAAACUGAAUUAUCACUUAAAGGUGGGUUAGGCAGGAUUCCAUAAAAGACGCAUCUUUUUUGUGGUUUUUAUCUAAAAUGCUUUUAAUAUCAGUCAGUAGUUAUUAGUUAUUGAUGACAUUUGGGAAUAUCACAAUAUCACUGUGUUCUCUUAUGUCUGUGGAGUCAACAUUUUAAAUUUUUUGAGCGGUCUGCUCUUUCUGACUGUAAACAAAACCAUUCUCCGCCCCCCUGACCUGAUUGGUUGUGAGGCAGACGCUGCUCCCUUGUGUUGUGAGGCACGCUCCACGUCCUCCAAUAACGUGCACGAGCCCAAAAAAAGUUAGCGUGCUACAAUAUCAGACAGUAGAAACCAACCAGAAAGUACAGAAAAUUUUCUGAAUCCUCUUUUGGCCACGACUGCCGACACAAGCAAUAAAACGAAGUAAAUACUGAAGACUCUGGCAGAAUAACGGGCGCUUAAAACGGAGGUAGACCAGACAACAUGAGCAUAAACGAUGGGGGACGCUUCAAGAUCUUAUGGACCCUGUAAUAGGCCUGGACGAUAUAGAAAAAAAGCAUAUCGAUAAAAAAUAAAUCAUAUUGAUCGAUAUCGAUAAUUAUCAAUAUAAUUAUUAUAAUUAUUUAACAUAUAUUUUAAUUGCAGCCCUGGAUGUUUUAUGCUAUUGCUUAAUGACCUACUUUUAAUAAAGAACACACAAGCACUGAAUUCAAAUUCAAACCUUUAUUCAACCACCUUUUUUUUUUUUUUUUUUUACAACUGAAAAUUUUUUUUUAAAAAGAACUUUAAAAAAAAGAGGAAUCAACUUAAGUGGCCUGAGUGACGUCAGUAAAUACUGACAAACAUAAAGACUAAAGUGACCAGAAAAUCUGAUAAAUAAAUAUUUAAAUAGUCUUUUGAUGAAAAUAAACAAAACAAACAAAUAUAUAAAUAAACAGAAUAGCUUUAGGUGGGAAUAGCAUACUACCAGUUUUAACUGUGUGGGAAACUGCCCACAGCCUGGUGUCUGAACACUGAAAUAUUUCUCCCGGGGUCGGGAGAUUUAUUUUUUUUUAAUCAUCUUGUGAUUGUCUUAAUACGCAAACUGAGCACGAGAAGCAGGACAUAUCCACGCCGGUGUUGUGUCGUAGAUUGCACCCCUGCCGAAUGCACCCCCUGCUAGUAGCCAUGAUCCAAAUACUCGCGUCUUUGUAAAAUAUGAGCUCAUUUUCUUCCACUUUAAGAAGCUAAUGAGUGGACGGGAUGCAGGGGUGCAUUCUACGGCACAACACCGGAACGUAUUUCCUCCGCACCCUUCUCACCCUUUCAACCCCUGACCCAUUUUCAUGCCUGAAGCGCUGUGUUUGAGAAAUACUUGCGGCCGGGCACUUCAUAUCGCGGGUCAAUAGUGGCUAGAAGCUGUUUAAGGCCAGGCUUUUCAACGGUAGUUAUUGGCAGUAUGUCCCUCGCUAUGGAGCAUGUUACUGCAUGGGUGAUGUCCUUAUGCCGCUCGGACGCUUUGUCGUAUUUUUGGCAAGAAACGAAGUCCAGUUUGGUCUGCUUCACUUGCUUUGUGCUGGUGCUGGCAGCGGUUCCAGAGGAUUCCUCCGACGAUGACGUGGAGCCGCGGUGCGGCCGACACAGCUCGUACUCCUGCGGGUGCGACCGGUUUAGAUGGUAAAACAAGUUGGUUGUGUUACCAGACUUGGUUUUUACUAAUUCUCUGCAAAUUUUGCAAACGACCGCUGUUCGCUUUUUGUCAGACUUCUAAAAACCAAAACAUUGCCAUGCUGAAGAACUACUGAAACCUUUUUUCGGGACAAUGUCCUCCGCUUCUCCUUGCUGUAACAUUAUUUCUAAUACACGUGCUGUCUGUUGUGGUUUGAUAGGGGCUGGGCUUGGUGCCGUAGUACCUGGGUCUGCGUUUGUGAUUGGUUGGGAGGAAGUAAUGACUGUAGUAAAAGCUACAUGAUAGGCUAUGAUGAAAAAGAAAGGGAAACUGUGUUUUCUAUCGAACUUUUUAUCGACCCGUUUUUUUUCUAUCGCACCACACGUCUAUCGAUCGAUAUAUAUUGUUAUCGAAUUAUCGUCCAGCACUACCCUGUAACCUUUCUGUUGGACAGGUAAACAGCUUUAACAAAAUAAGCCAAGUGUCUGUAACAGAAGUGUUUCUUGUCAAACUUGACCGUAGACUGUAUAUACUAUGGACAACUUGGUUCCCCCUACCGCCUGUAUACGGAUUUGAAGACAAAAAGCUCUCUAUUUCCGGGAUUUUUCUUCUUUUCCUGAAACCAGCGCUGCACAGUAGCGAUGCACGCAAUCGGCGGUGCAGUUGCCAAGAGUAAGCUUGGCAUGAGGCAGUAAAAAGACAGACUAAAAGCUUCAUAAAUGAAACUGUGAUGACGCUCAGCUCAAGCAGCGUAUCCCCCGGGUGAGCUACGCCAUCCCUGAACGCCCAUAGGCUGUAUCAGGUGUCAAUCAUAGAAAACAUGAACCCCCUAAUAACUUUAAAAAACGGAGCUUCACAGAAAAAAGAGGACUUGAGCACAAACCAGUCUUACUGUAACUACAUGUCAACAUCGCAAGCAGGGGGGAGAAAAAAUUAUGUUCUGUGUAAUAAAUUUCUAAAGUUUGUCCACAGCUCCAUACGCUUUGCUGGCGGAGGUGGGAUUUAUGACCUAUACUGCAGCCCACCAUCAGAGGGUGCUGUUCUCGGAGUGGCUUCACCCAGCGAGGAGGCAGACUCUGUCCAUUCUAUAUACAGUCUAUGAACGGGACCUGCUGCGUGUUGUAGCGCCGCUAAACUGUUUACCUCGUGUUCUGGAGUAUGCCACUAUAUGCUUGUUUUAGAAGUCCUGCAAACAUUGAAUUUGCUGGUCAUCUGUUGGCAUCUGCAGUAGCACUAAUGCUGUUUACUUUCACGUUGACUGGGCCCCAUUUGUAAUAAUCUGAAGUAUUUAUCUGCAUUAUAUCUAAAUUUAAGUGGAACGAUAUGAGCGAGUACGUACUUCCACACAAGCUGCGUCUCAGUGCUUUGCUUGUGUCUUAGUCCCUACCACCAGAGAUGCAUGAAGAGAUAUUUCUCUUCCUCUUGAGCUUUCUUGUCAUCAUACAAGUGGUGUACCUCUGUUAAAUGGCAGCUCUGAAAGGCUGUUUAUAUGUGCAUUCUUGGAUGCAGUGAGUUAUUUCAGACGGACCCUCAUCCUGCAUGCAAGCUGCAGCCACCGGGGCUGCUAUGACUGCUAAAAGUUUGUCGUUUACAAAGUUGUUGAGGCGUCUCUGUCGCAAACAGUCCAACCUUUUGUGAGGGUAGGAGGGCUAUCUGCAUUAGCUGUGUGCUUGGCCAGCGAGUCGUAUCUAAACCAGGUCUGCAGCGACAGUGUAUGCUAAUGACUUUGGUCCUGUGGAGGGAACCAUCUGGCAGAGCGUUCAGUUUUUUACUGUUUGAUUUCUGCUUGCCAUCCACAACAUUACUGCUACUUCUUUUCCUGAUUUCUCAAACUAUGGGACAGGCCAAAGAGCACAAUCACAGAGCAUGCUUGUGUUGUCUGCAGGUCCAAAAUAAUAAGUGGUGUUAGAGUGAUUCACACUAUUUCUAACUCUGACAGCUCUGAAGCUUGGCAUGAGGCAGUAAAAAGACAGACUAAAAGCUUCAUAAUGAAACUUUUCUAGAGUAAUCUGUUCUCUAAAAUUUGAGCAUAAACCAGGUUAAAACAAACAGACAUGAAAUGGUAGUUUGGUGUUGUUUACAGCCUCAUGAUUUGGGUGUAUUUUUACCUCCCUUUAAGUGGAGCAGCUUCUUGAAUGUUUUCAGUACUAUAAUAUCCAGUAUUGCCCUUGUUCAUCCACACUGAAGUUGCUCUUUACAGCAUGUUGCACAGCCCCUCAGUGACCAAAAUACAUAAAUCGCUUCAUGCAAUUUUUAAAUCAGUCCGAAAAUUAGAUUAAACACCCCAGCAAAGUCACAAAGUGACUGGUUUUGUCCUUUAAAAUGUUUUAAGGUGCAUUAAACCGUUGAUUCCAGUGGAGUUGCUCGUAAAUCUGUCUCACAGGGAGAGAUGCGCUGUUGAAUAUUUAUUCAGUUAUGUUUUUAGGGAAGGAAAGCAGUAAAAAAAAAUCUCUUCAAAGAUUAAUGUGAAGAGAUGGAGUACAAGAGCAACAUCUGAGAUGUUUUUUUUUUUUUCGUUAUUUUUGUCUAAGGUGGAGAUUUCGGUUUCCAGGCAGAUGAUCGCUGCAUGAGGAGGAGAAGGCGGGCGAACAGGAGUCACCCAUACCAUCAGUAUCUUCCGUAAGCACCGGCUCCCAGACACUCAGCGUGCAGCUGGUGAGCUGCAGACACAGAAACCUGCUUGGAGCAGGGACAUGGGGAUGGGGAGGAUACGGUGACUCCUGAUGCAACAUUAAUUUAACAAUUACGAAGAAAGAAAUAAUUCCAGAUGAAGAGUCACUGUCAUUUUGGAGGAAUCUUGUUAGGAAAUACAGGGAAGAGGUUAAGUGAGUUUGAAGUCCUUGUCUGGUUCUGGGCGUGCAGAUCAGAUUAGUAAUUCUAGUUACAAAAAGGCACAGUGGUGUUAAGAUACCUGUGUUAUGAUUUACUGAUCUGUGUUUUAACAUGUUCCAAAAAUCCUCUUAAUCCAGAGUUUAGAUAAUUAAAACGCUGUUUUCUGAGGUUAAAAGUAAGGGUCUCUGCCUCCUCACCACGCUACAGCAGAGGGAAGUGGAUGUCUGCUCCUCCUUUGACUUCAUGCCUCUGCUCUUUGAAUCCACACAGAGAGGUUCAUGUCUAUCAAACCUAAUCUCUGCUCUCCUCAUCUGAAGCCCUGAUCUGUAGCCUCAGGCAGCCGGCCACCCACAGGUCCAGCGUGUUCAUGCUGCCAGUAGCACAGUCAGAUAAAAAGAUUUGACCCGCAGAUGUGGACUAAAACCUGAGAGGAGGUUUCAAGUCAUUGGCCGAACAAAGCCCUCUUCACAGUUUGACAUUUUUAUGAAACAGAGGUGAGGAGAGUGAAAUGUGCUCCUCUUUCUCCACCCUGAAUUUUAAUGAGGAGCAGAUAAUAGCGCCAGGAUUAAGCGCUUGUUCGUAUGUUUUCCUUUGUUUUUGUUUUUUUUUAAAGAUUAAACUGAUCUACAC